Phlebotomus papatasi is the source of this 1686-nucleotide messenger RNA. Its product is annotated as apolipoprotein D-like. Gene Ontology annotation, biological process: lipid transport; brain development; tissue regeneration. Bases 763 to 1596 code for a protein of 277 amino acids. The transcript has 3 exons. Gene Ontology annotation, molecular function: lipid binding. The record is from RefSeq and is a predicted model, not a curated record. NCBI's taxonomy places the organism in Eukaryota, Metazoa, Arthropoda, Insecta, Diptera, Psychodidae.
AAAUUGGAUUUUGUGCUGGAGAGACGUUCGCUGCGAUGAUGAUGAUUCACGCAAGCUUAUUGAAUUUUGUCGGCUUCCUCUUGUUUAGAAAUAUUCUCUCAAUAAGCAUAAUUUACUUUGAGAGGAAGUAGACAGGUUUAUGAGAUAAUAGAGUGUAGUAGAGUCUAUCCUACUGAAGUAUAUAGUUGAAGAAUGGAAUUUUAGGGCAAUUUGAGGGGUGAUUAAGUGUCUCAAUGAUGCCCUUAUUCAUACAGAAAUUUUUGUAUAAUAUGCAAUUGUUAGCAUCUGAAAUUCUUCCCUCUUUUCUCUUUGCGUCGUCCAUCAGCUCUAUCAAUGUUUUGGGAUUUUUUUCUCCCAGAGAUCGUGCUUUGAAGAUCUCACUGAAUCAUGUUAAGAGCGAGGUUAUCAGCGAUCGAGAACCAAUUAGUGAUUAUGUCUGUAUGAUGGAGAGUGCAAAAGCUGUGCUGUGUGUUGGAGAAGUGGGGAAAUUUCUCGAUGACAUCAUUCUGCACAACACAAGCAUUUCUUGGAAGAAAAAGCCAUACACAAAGAGUCGAGAGGAAUUUUGAGUCUGGACUGUAUGGCUGAGUUACUGGUUCCCACUUCCAGCGCUAAUCCGAUAAAUUGGAUCAACAACGAGUGUUCAGUUAGUUGGUGAAGUGACUCGAGUGCGAACGGUUUGAUUUUGGUUAUUUGUUCAAGCUACAAAGUGUUGGAGAUUUUGAGGUCAAACAUUUGUGUGAUUGGAUUAUCUCGGGAGCAAUGGCGAAUCUGAUGAAAGUUGUUCUUCUCCUCACUUCCUGCCUUGCCAUUUGCCAUGGACAUACUUACCACACAGGACAGUGCCCCAAUGUUGAACCCGCACCUGACUUCCAAAUGAGCCAGUUCUUGGGCGUUUGGUAUGUAAUCCAGAAGACUUCAACCGCAUCCACUUGCGUCGUGUACAAUAUUACUCGUGGUGAGGAGCCCGGAGAGUAUCAGAUUGAGCAGACAUCUCAGCACUUUGCUCUUGGACUGACUCCUCUCAAACACGAAUACAGCUAUACUGGUAUCCUAUCUGUUCCUGACGCAGACACUCCGGCAAAGAUGAAAGUGAGAUUCCCACUGAGUGUGGCUGGAUCUUCCAAAUUUCUUGUCUUCAUGACGGAUUACCAUCAAUAUGCUGGAAUCUUCUCCUGUCAGAAAGUUGCCUUUGCUCACAGACGCAGUGCCACGAUUCUUUCGCGCACUAAGACUCUCGAUAAGAUCUAUCUGGACAAGAUCAGGGCACGACUUUCAAACUACAAUGUUGAUCCUUAUGACUUGAGCAUUGUCAGUCAGAAUGACUGUCCCAAAAAUGGCAGUGAGGGCUUCAAUAUCCAUAUUGAUCCGAAUACCUUCUCAGCUGCUAACAUUGCCAGCGUGGUGAGAAGUGCUGGAGACAAGAUCGCUUCCGGAGUGGAAACUGCUAUCAAUGCAGGCAAAAAGGCAUACAAUAAACUCACUACUUCCAAGGAGGAUUCGGAUAAAACAUCUACAGAAUCCACUGAGACGAUGAACUACAGAACUAGCGGAAGAAUGCAGCAUGAUCCCAAUGCAGAAUGGAUUGCAUUUUAAAGAUUCUCUAGAAAUCUUCCUACAAGUUUAAGUUAAGAGGAAACUCAAUUCCAUUGUAACAACUGAUUCUCAAUUAAAUUUUUUACACAA